Capsella rubella is the source of this 369-nucleotide messenger RNA. RefSeq lists its product as uncharacterized. The transcript is spliced from 3 exons. Lineage: Eukaryota; Viridiplantae; Streptophyta; Magnoliopsida; Brassicales; Brassicaceae. Bases 1 to 369 code for a protein of 122 amino acids. The record is from RefSeq and is a predicted model, not a curated record.
AUGGUCAGGACAAGGAAAAUUCGGAUUCCGGCUUUUGAUAACUCGGAUUUAAUCGCAAGGUUAAAGAGGACGACCCUCAUCGGUAGGAUUAUGAAUCCUGACGUCCAAAGUGUUGGAUCACUAGUUUUGAUGAUGCCUAGACUUUGGAGACUAGAGGGUCGAGUCGUUGGGAAGGACUUGGGAUCAGGAACGUUCAGGUUUGAUUUCGAGAGAGAGGAAGAUAUUCUCGAGACCUUCGAGGAUAUUGGGGAGGAGCUAGGUAUGGUUCAAAGCUUUUCGGGUACUGUGGUUCUUGUUUUAGUCUUCGUCAUGAUGAAGAAUGUUGCCCACAAAGUGACUUGCACCACGAAGCAUGAAGAAACGAACUAA